AUGUCCCAAAAUUCACCGGCUCGCGUCGAGAAGCUGGUGAUUCAGAAUUUCAAGUCCUACGCCGGGAGGCACGAGAUAGGUCCUUUCGACAAGUUCACCUGCAUCAUUGGCCCCAAUGGCUCUGGCAAGUCCAACAUUAUGGAUGCCAUCAGCUUCUGCCUGGGCAUCAAAACGAAACACUUGCGUGGCGAGCGGUUGAAGGACCUCGUCUACCGUCGCGAGGACGAGACGGUGGAUGCGAACCCGCGAUCUGCGGAGGUGACUAUGGCCUUCCGCUCCUCAAAAGGAGUGAUGAUGUACUUCGGCCGCUUCGUCACCAGCAGAGGCGAAGGCAUCUACCGCUAUGGCGGUGAAAAGGUGCCCAUGAGUCCCGUCAGUUACGAGGUGUACUCCCAGAAGUUGGCCAACGAAAACAUCUUCGUGAGAGCACGAAGCUUCCUGGUCUUCCAGGGAGAUGUGAUGCAGAUGGCCAGGCGGCAAGGAGCGGAGCUCACGGCCACCCUGGAAGCCCUGAGCGGCUCCGAGCUGCUCAAAGACAAGUACUCCAAGCUGUCGAAGGAGCUGGAGAUUUCGCAGGAGAAGGCCCGGUUGCACUUCCAGCACAGGCGCGAGGCCGAAAACACCCUGGCACUUCUCGCCUCGCAGAGAGCGGAGGUGAAGCGCUACCAGGAUCUAAAGGCACAGCGCGACGCGCUAAUUGUGGAAGCUGCCCUCUUCCGGCUGUACUCCGCCGAUCGAGAGGCAGCGCAGAAUAUCGAGGUCUCCUCCGGGCUCCGUACGGAGGUGGCGGAGGCCGAAGCGGAACUCCGCAAGCGGCGAAAGGCCAUCGAAGAGGCGGACGCCCAGCGUCAGAAGUUCGAUGAGGAAUUCCGCGAGGCCCAAAACGAGCACUUCGCGAUGAGAACCGCCAUGGAGCAGCAGAAGCCUGAAAUCGCGAGCUGCCGAAAGCAGGCGGCGCAUUGGAGCAUCAAGGAGCGGGAGGUCCAGGCCAAGAUCGAGCAAGAGGAGCUCCACAUCAAGGGACUGGAGGACGCCUGGAAUCAGGCCCUAUCCCGUCGCACCGCGGCCGAAGAGGAGCUGGCAAAGAUCCGAGCUCGGGAGGUCGAGUCGGCUGUGAAGUUGACUGCGGCGCAGCGCAGAGAGUACGACCAAGCCGUCCUCAAGACGGAGCAGCUUAACCUCAAAGCCCGCGACAAGCUCAUGCAGGCCGAGGACAAGCUGCAAAAGCUCCUGAAGGAGCUGAGCUCCUGCAAAGAGGACAUGCAGGAGCGCGAGGACAAGCGCAACAAGCUGAACGCAAAGAUGGAGGACUUGCAGCGCGAAAAGGGCGACAUCGAAAUUGGCUUGGAGACGAGCCGCGUAGAGAUCGAGGAGACGCGAAGGCAACGGACGAAGCUGGAGUCCGAUGUCAAGACUUACGAGACUUUCCGGUCCUCACUACUGGAGGAGAGGCAGUCGCUCCAAUUUGAGGUCGACUCUGUAAAGGCUCGACGGGAUCAGUUGGAGCUCCUGGAGGGACGACAGCGAGUCGCGGACGAGUUGCGUGGGAGAUUCCCCGAGCUGGUCCUGGGUCGAAUCAGCGAACUCCUGCUGCCGACUCAAAAGAAGUACGACCUUCCCCUCCAGAUGGCAUUGGGUGCCAUGUCGGAUGCCUUCGUGGUGAAGGACGCCGCCGCCGCGCGGAGGUGCGUGCAGCACCUCAAGGAGUCGCGCAUCGCCGCCGAGACCUUCUUGCCCCUGGACCGCAUGCAGGAAGAUCGCCAGGUGACCUCCCUCAGCUCGCUGACCGAGAGGCACCCGGGCAGGCGCUUAGCCACGGCGUGCGUGCAGCACAACGAGAAGUUCCUGCACCGGCAGGAGGCCUGGCGAGAGACUGCGCCGGCUGCCAUCGACAGGACAGUCACCUUCCUGCUCCAGGGCGUCAUCAUCACGGACACUCUGGACCAGGCUAAGCAGACGUCUUACGUUGAUGCGAAAAAGAAGUCCCUCAUGCCUCGCGUUGUGACGUUGGACGGCGAAGUGAUCGCGCCCAAUGGAAACAUGAGUGUCAAGGCGCUGCCUGCGCAUCGGGUGGAGUUUGGUGGCCAUGAGCAGCUACAUCAGCUCCGCGAGAAGGAGAGCAAGCUCGAUCAGGUCACCAAAGACCUGGCCACGCUCGAAGAGGAGUCGGAGCGCAAGGCCAAGGAGGUUCAAGUCCUCUCGGACGAGGUGGCCAGAAAGGAGAUCGAGCUCGUGUCCGUGGAGCGCCUUGGCCGCGAGAUUGCCUCGCUGAGGGAACACUCGGACCCAGAAUAG
Molecule: messenger RNA, 2295 nt
Organism: Symbiodinium natans
Lineage: Eukaryota; Dinophyceae; Suessiales; Symbiodiniaceae
Source: the annotation of a GenBank genome assembly